AUGGAUUACGGUCAGAAGAAGAUCGCUGAACUGAAGAUUGAGCUCAAAAAAAGGGGCGCAAAAGUCACUGGUAAAAAGGAAAAGCUCAUUGAAAGGCUAAAUGACUAUGACAGAAACAACAACUUUAAACCAAAUAAAAAUAAUAAUUCUAACCUCUCAAGUCAAGUUCAUUCAGAAAAUACAAAAUCCCUCACUUAUUUUGCUUCCAUUGCCAUAUGUAACGAAAGCGGAUGUAUUAUACAAUCGGUGUGUGACUGUAUAGCAGGAAAAGGCCCAAAAGCCAUUUGUAAGAAUGUGUCCGUUUUGUGCUAUGCUAUAUUCAAAUUCCGAGAGCAAAAUGUAUGGUUAAUUAAACACACUCCAAUACAAAAAAAACAAGUAUGGCAUGCACCUAAAAAAAAUAAACUUGAUGUUUCACCACAAAAAGCAGAGAAUCUUUCAUAUGAAAUAUCAGAAUACAAUGUUUGCAAAAAAAGAAAAGAAGUAACUACUGACUCAGCGAAGGAAAUUGAAAAGACAACCAAAAAUCAGACGAAGACAAAGUUAUGGUUUACAGAACGAUCUUUUCGAGUAACUGCUUCAAGAGUCGGUGAGAUUUGUAAAUUUACUGCUAAAAAGGACCAGGAAAAGUAUGCACAAAACCUUAUAUGUAAUAAGAAAAUAGUAAGCACGGCCUUUGAAUGGGGCCUUAGAAUGGGGUCUAUGGAAACCACAGCAAUUGAAUCAUGUGAGGGGAAAGCUGGUAAAAAAGUAGAACGCUGCGGUUUAUAUGUUUCUGUGCAGUACCCUUUCAUCGGCGCUUCUCCUGAUGGAUUGCUUGAAGAUAACAAAAUCUUAGAAGUUAAAUGCCCAUAUUCCAUAAAGGAUGAAAUCAUUGGAGUCAAUAAUUAUUCCCAUUUAGAGCAUAAUUUGGAAUAUUUGCAACUGAAAAAAACAAGCAACUAUUAUUACCAAAUCCAAACACAGUUACUUGUCACAGGUAGAGAUUGUUGUGAUCUAUUUAUAUGGACCAAUGUUGAUGAAAAAAUAAUAAAUGUUUAUAGAAAUGAU
This is a messenger RNA of Brenthis ino (lesser marbled fritillary), 1050 nucleotides long. The record is from the annotation of a GenBank genome assembly. Lineage: Eukaryota; Metazoa; Arthropoda; Insecta; Lepidoptera; Nymphalidae.